Molecule: messenger RNA, 285 nt
Organism: Prunus armeniaca (apricot)
Lineage: Eukaryota; Viridiplantae; Streptophyta; Magnoliopsida; Rosales; Rosaceae
Source: the annotation of a GenBank genome assembly
AUGGCGAAACUCACCUCGGCGGAGCUCCCUUUUGAGGAACUUUCUUGGCAAAACUCCCUCAGCAGAACUCCCUUCGGCGGAACUUACCUUUCACGGAACUCCCUUCCUAGGAACUACCUCCCUUUGGCAGAACUUACCUUUCGUGAGACUCCCUUCUGCCGAACUUCCUCAGUGGGACAUCCUUCUGCGGAACUCCCUUUACGGAACUCCCUCGGCAAGACUCCCUUUUGCGGAACUUACCUCAGCGAAACUUCCUUCCGUGAAUUGGAGAUCCAGAGGAUUUAG